AUGGUGGCGGAUUCGGAGUACGGUAACGGCAACGGCUCAACCGCCGCCACCGGAGGGGGAACGGUGUCAGGGGGAGGCUUGGGCAGCGGCAGCGGCGGCAUGAGCAAGUCCAAUAACAAGCGGAGCCGAUGCGACUUAGAGCCGUCAGGCGUGGAGGCGGUGGCGGUGGCGCUAUUGAAGGGCCAGGGCCCGCAGCAGUCAGCUCCCACGUCCCUGUUCGCCACGAAUCCCCCCGGCGCCGGUGGCGCCAGCGGCGGCGGCGGCGGCGGCGGCAGCAGCAGCGGCCUGACCAAUUACGACGCCGCAGGGAAUCUGCUGCCUGCCGGCAUUACGCGGCCGCUGCCGCAGCACUUGGGCGGCACCACGGCUGCGUUGCUCAGCGAGAUGGCGGGGCAGCUUGGCCGAAUAUCGGCACUGGCGCGGGAGGUCGAGGGCCUGAAGGAGGAGAACACCGCGUUGAAGCGCUCCAUGGAGGCUCUCACAGAAGCGUACGGAAAUGUACGAUUGCUCGGAGGCGACGGCGGCGGCUGCGGCGGCGGCAGCGGUCCUGUGGGGGCGACGCCGUCCGGCCCAGCCGGCGACGUGACGGGGGAUGGGCUGGCAGGCGGCGACGGUGUGGGAUUUCUUCCUUACGAUGGGGAUGGAGUGGCUGAUGGCGGCGCUGCCGCCAGCGGUGCCAGUGAGGGUGCGGCUGGCGGCAGCACCGGCAGCGGCCCGCUGGAGGGCACCAGUGCCGCAGGUGCUGCCGGCACGGGCGCUGCCGCGGCGGGGGCGGCGCCGACGGCAGGUCCCGUCGCCAACGUGAUGCCGCUGUCUCAGGCGGUGGAGGUGCAGCAGAAGCGGAUUUGGGAUCAGAAGCUGCGUCACGACGACUUGGAGAAGCAGCUGCAAGCCCAGCGGGAGGUUAGCGCCGUGCAAGCCGCCAAGACGGCUGCGCUGGAGGCGGCGCUGGCGGCCAAUACCGCCAAGGCGGUUCACGACGCCGCCAUGUUCGGUCGGGUGCUGGAGGAGCGAGUGACGGCACAGAGCGAGGUGGUGCGGGACCGCCUGGAAGCCCAGGAGCGAGCCAACAAGGUGGCACAGGACGUGAAUCAGCGGCUGGAGGCGCGAGUGGCGGAGCUGGAGGCGCAGCUCAGCGGCGGGAUUCAGCGUCGCGUUACCCCGGUGCCGCAGUUGGGCCAUCAGAGGGCGACAAGCAACCUGUUUGGUAUGUGUAUGGUAGUGAUAUCCACAGUUGACCCCCCGGUCAGUGUUGUCGGGCCCCCCCACUUCUGGAUGGUGCGGCCGCUGCUAACGUCCCCGCCGGCCGAGGAGAUUCCGGGAUCAAAUCGUGCCAUCAGCGCCUCAUCUUGCAUGGUCACGCGCUGGGCCAGGAUACGGGUGGAGGCGCGGCUUUGGUCGCCGCCUCCAGUACCGUCAAAUCUCCCGGUCAACAACUGCAACAACAACAACAACAACAACAACCUCAAUCCCUGCAACCGCCAACCGCCCCUGGACUGGCCUGAUGCAGCGGCGCUGGGCGUACGGGCGAUCCACCAUCAGGGAGCGGGCGCACAGGUUCCGGCCCAUGGGUCGGUCGCCAUCGCGGAUGGCAGCGGCGACCUUGCCGCGGCGCCGGGGGUCCCCGACGGGGAGCUCGGGGCUCCGGGCCUUCAGCAACGGCUGAUGCUGGCGUUCAGCCCUGAGGCGGAGCUGUAUGCUAAGUCGAUAGAGGACCGUCUGUGGGGUACUGUGGAGCAGAUAGUGAACAGCGCGGAUAGCCCGGCGGACGGGGCGAGCGUCGGCCGGGCCACGAGGGCGGGGCCCGAGGUGGCCGCUGCCAAGGCGGGAAUGUUCCACGAUCCGUACGGCACAGGCGCGAAUGAUGGCGGAGGUCACUACAAUGGCACACAGGCAUUUUCGGAACACAAUGCAGUUCGGUGGGAAGCCGCUGAGGGGGCGAACUCCAGGGAAGGCAGCGGAUCCUGUCCGCCGCCGCCAGUGCCGCCGCCGGUGCCAUUGCCCAUGCCGCCAUCUGUUGGCUGCGGUGGCAGCGGUGUUGUCGUCAACCAGCAUGCGUCGGAAGCAGCUGCAGCGGCGGUUGUGGUAUCGCGUGCAGCGGUCGCAACGACGACAGGGACGGCUACUGUCGCUGCGGCUGCAGCGGCGGGCGAGGUCGUUGACGGAGAGCACAGUGGUGUCGCAGCACCGCAGUGGAAUGAGCAUGCGGAUUCGGAUCAUAUGGAUAUGGGCGUCUAAAGGCCUCUUGACGGUUGCCUCACGCGCUCCAACGGCCUGCUUGAAGGCAACACUGCCCGGGAUGGCACGGAUGCACCGCAGGAGCUGUAGGAGGUAUCCAUCUGCAUGAGGAGCAAGCAGAGCUUUCGCAUUUCAGCUUCCGUACUACCGGUACAGGCAUAUGAUACUACCGGGACAAGGAUUUCCGCUUAUCGCGGCAUAACACACCCACCAGCUCUGGCCCACUGUCUCGUGCUAUGUGGCAACAACCUCCGCUUUGUAGGGUUUGGGAGGUCCGAGGGGCCAAUCCAGCCGCUAGAGCCCCUCUCCACA
Molecule: messenger RNA, 2550 nt
Organism: Volvox carteri f. nagariensis
Lineage: Eukaryota; Viridiplantae; Chlorophyta; Chlorophyceae; Chlamydomonadales; Volvocaceae
Exons: 11
Coding region: 1-2238 (745 amino acids)
Source: RefSeq, a predicted model, not a curated record